Melampsora larici-populina 98AG31 is the source of this 2045-nucleotide messenger RNA. RefSeq lists its product as uncharacterized. Bases 65 to 1348 code for a protein of 427 amino acids. Lineage: Eukaryota; Fungi; Basidiomycota; Pucciniomycetes; Pucciniales; Melampsoraceae. The transcript is spliced from 4 exons. The record is from RefSeq and is a predicted model, not a curated record.
GUACAAGAUCAUCAAGGUCAUCAGCAACUUAUCGUACCAUCUCAGUCUCUUUCAUAUCUCUAUCAUGGCAUCCCAAUCACCCGAGCGAUCUCUCACUACCAUUCAACAAAGUACCAUGAGGAGAGCUGAUUCCACUCGUUCCAAUACCUCAUCCCGGUCCGUUCGCAAUGGAGAUAGUAAGCAGCAGGAAGACCUCAUCAAUGCUCUUGAGGCUGAAGAGGAACGUUUGGUCAACACACUUACCCGAAAACUUGAAAAGCUUCGUGCUGAAAAAGUAGAGCUCGAGAGCGUCUUGGAGGCCGAGUCAGAAAGCCUAGUAUUACGCCUUCAGCGACGACUUUCGUUAUUGAUGCAACAGCAACAGCAAUCAUCACAGUCUACUUCGACCACCGCCGCCAUUGCAGCUCCUGCUACCUCACCUCCUGGAGGACCUAAUAUCAACGCACUCGUCAAUAACCCUGACCCACUUCAUCCUUCCGCCAAUACCCUGAUCGAGCUUUUGAAAACGGAAAACUCAAAUCUACGAAACAGGUUGGUAGACACUGAGCGAGAGUACAUCAAGACCAGUCGACAAAGUGAUAUGUAUAGAAAUGAACUGAUUGCACUGCGUCAGAGAGUCGGGCUACCCAUUGACGAUUUAAUUGGCGCCAUCCCAACAUUCGAAGAAAACUAUCCAGCAGCCCGUCGUAGGUCAAGAGGCGCUAGUGCGAGUGGUAACGGGAUCCCCAUACCUGGAAUGACAAGCUCCGAUGGUCGACGUAGAACUCAUCAUACAGCUUCGAUCUCAUCGAGUAGCAUUCAGCUUCCUAGUAGCUUCUUUACACCUUCCACGCCUAUGACUCCAAGCUCAAUGACCGAUUCUGCAAAUGCGAUAUCAAUUUCGCUUGGAACUACCAAUUUCACCACUCCUUCUACCUCUUAUCCCGGUUUACCUGUUCCACAUUCUACACCUGCUGCAACCCCCGCCGCAUCACCUGCCAAUGGUCGUCAACAAAACGUCUCAGCCGCCUCUGAUAACCAUUUCACUGGGAACUCCAACCAUCCUACGGUUUCACCACCCACAACUGUUGCCUCCAUGUAUACAGCUAGUCGGCUAGGUCCUGGCCUAAGCCUCGCCACUGGUGAAAAUGAAGCCUCCACAACUUCCCCCUAUCCUCAGUCUGUCAAUCAAUCUCCAGUAAGUCCAGUAAGUCUUUGUGAUAGCAAGAGUGGACAAGUUGGACAAGCGAAUUCAGAGACUAGAGGUAUGUCAAGUCAAGGAAAUCGAACGAUGACAGCUAGUACAAGUCAAAGCCCUAGACCAGGUGGACCUGGAAGACCUGAAUCUAGACAACAAUCACCAGCUUAGGUUUUAUGAUAUCAGAUUAGAUAUGGAUCAUUCUUUUGUAUUUUACAAUUCACGAUGAGUCGAAGGUUAAAUGGGUGGAUUUGUUCCGGAAGGUUUACGACAAGGUCAAGUCUCCGGUGCCAAUGUGAUAAGAGAGGCAAGGAUGAUUUUGUUUUCAGGAGAGAUAGUCCAAUAUAUUCAACUCCUUUGCCAAUUAAAACUCUCAUCAUGACUUUUACUUCAAACUUCCACUACUUCAAAAAAACUAUUCAUUGAUCAUCUUUGCAAGUCUGCAGUUCUUUUUGGGUCAAAUUUUACCAUUUUCUUUUGUAUGAUGAUUCUUUUGCUUCCGAUAACUUUUUUCUUUCCAGAUUAUCCUUUUCACAAAAAAAAAUAUGCGGUACAAUGGGUUCUUUUCUGUUUCAUUCAACUUUGUUUUUGUAGUAGGAGUACGAAAGGUGUAUAGAGAAGAUUGGCCAGUUUUUUUUACUUACAUAUAUACUAUAUAUAUCAAUAUGCUUGACUAUAACAAACAAUUUUCGAUUUUGUUUAAUGCUAGAUGAUAAAAUUUUCCAAAAAAAAAGUGUUUUGUAGAUAUCCUUUUUUUAUUUUUUUCAAAGAAUUGACAUUUGUAGAUAUCAUGAAGUGAAGUAAAGGGGUGAAGUGAGGUUUUUGGGUUAUGAUUUUUUUUAUGUUUGAAAUGAAGUGAAUUGUACGU